Messenger RNA from Orycteropus afer afer, 1473 nucleotides. It is a transcript of the gene ASMT, whose product is annotated as acetylserotonin O-methyltransferase. Gene Ontology annotation, molecular function: O-methyltransferase activity. The transcript is spliced from 10 exons. The coding region runs from base 1 to 1473 and encodes 490 amino acids. Lineage: Eukaryota; Metazoa; Chordata; Mammalia; Tubulidentata; Orycteropodidae. The record is from RefSeq and is a predicted model, not a curated record.
AUGUCGCUUGUGCGUGGCUCCCACGGGGAGCAGGUUUCGGUGGACUGCCACACGCUGGGAGGGGUGCCCGGGGGUACCCUCCGACACUCCCCGUGCCCCCCUGUGGAGCGCAGCAGGCUGUGCCUCUGGGCACGGGGUGGCCCUGAGUCAGGGACGGCUCGGCGGCAGCUGACAGCGCGCAGGAAAGCCCGCGGGACGCCGGCCCCGCACAGGGCGGCCCCUGAGCGGGAGGCGGCCCCGGGGCGCCCUCCAUCCUCAGGGCCCAAGGCUGCCCCGGUGAGGCCCGCGCAGGGGCGGGCGGCCGUCUCCGCUGUGGCCCGACGCCUCUCGGCUGCUGCCGGAUCCGGGUGCCUGCGAGCCGCCCCUCGGUGCUGCCGUUGCCUGGAACCAGGCGGCUGGGGGCACGUGGGUGGCCAGGCGCCCCGCGUGCUCUCGGCCCUGGGCAGGCCGCGUCCCCGCAACCCGGAGCUGAGGGCUGUGGCCUCUUUUCCCGGCUGCCCCGAGGUUGUCUUUGCUGCCUGUGAGCUGGGUGUGUUUGACCUCCUGGCUGAGGCCCCGGAGCCCCUGAGCUCGGCCGUGGUGGCUGAGCGUCUGGGCACCAGCCCCCACGGGACGGAGCUUCUCCUGGACGCCUGUGCAUCCCUGGAGCUGUUGACAGUGGAGACGCGGGGACAAAGAGCUCUCUAUCAGAACACAGCUCUCUCCAGAAGCUUCCUGACGAGGAGCAGCCCCAGGUCCCAGCAGAACAUGCUGCUGUACUUGUCCAGAACGACCUACCUGUGCUGGGGCCACCUGGCCGCGGCCGUGAGGGAGGGGAGGAACCAGUACACAGAGGUGUUUGGCGUUCCCUCCGCGGAGCUCUUCACGGCCAUCUAUAGGUCCGAGGCCGAGCGGGUGCGGUUCAUGCGAGGCCUGCAGGAGGUCUGGAGUGUGCACGGGGCAGCCGUGAUGGGCGCCUUCGACCUGUCGCCCUUCCGGUUCAUCUGCGACCUUGGAGGUGGCUCUGGGGCGCUGGCCAGGGAAUGUGCCGCCCUGUACCCCGAGUGCAGGGUCGUGGUGUUCGACACGCCGGACGUGGUGUGCGCCGCGAGGAGCCACUUCUCGUUUCCGGGGGCGCAGCAGGUCAGCUUCCAGGAAGGAGAUUUUUUUAAAGACCCUCUUCCGGAGGCGGAUUUGUACGUCCUGGCGAGGGUCCUGCAUGACUGGCCGGAUGAGAAGUGCUCCCACCUGCUGGCACGUGUCCACCACGCCUGCAGGCCAGGUGGUGGGGUCCUGGUGGUUGAGAGCCUCCUGGCUGAGGACAGGCGGGGCCCUCUGACCACCCAGCUCUAUUCCCUGAACAUGCUCGUGCAGACGGAGGGCCGGGAGAGGACCCCCGGCGAGUACCGCGCGCUUGUCUCCGCGGCCGGCUUCCAGGACUUCUGCCUCAAGAAAACGGGCAGAAUCUACGAUGUGAUUUUAGCCAGGAAAUGA